AUGGACGUCGAUCGUAUGAACAAGAUCUGGGCCACAUCCGGUCUGCAAGCGAGGAGCCCGACAUCAUUACAAGACUCGAUGCUUCGAGCUUGUUUGCAGGACCGCAGUCUACAGAACGGAUCUGCAGCUCCUUUUCUGACUUUGGACGACGUUCGGAAGCAUCAAUAUACGAUCCUGGAUGAUGUCUGGAAACAUCGGUAUUCGACAUCAGCAAGUCUAGCACCCGGCGCACAGCCCAAGCGAGUGCGACGGAAACAGUCAAAACAUAACCUUACCAUCACCACUCAGCUCGACUCCGGUUUCAAUUCCGAGGACUUGUCGAAUCUUGCUGCACUCCUUCCUCCUUCCUCGCCGUCGUUCGGUUCGGACAUGUCGCGAAGUUCCAGCAUCACAUCUCCGUCGCUGACGUCGACAGCUACAACCAUGUCAGUCACGCCUACACAGACUCCAGAUUCGCUUGAUUGUAACCCAUUUGCUUCAUCUUUGCCGGAUGAAGUUAUUCCUUUGAAUGAGCCUAUUCGCACCAAGCGAAAAUUCCCCAUUUACAAGUCUGCCAAACGUCUUCCUAGGUGGGAGGCGGGUGGUGACGGCGCAAUGUGGACUGAAGGCGGCAACGGGGUCUGGGAGGUACAUGCCGUGGUGGUUGAGCCAGCCAUUGACUUUGAAGCUCUUGAUGAUGCUGAGAAGGAGCGGUUAUUGAAGAGGAUCGUCACCCCCGAUGUUUUGAUCCAUCAGGCGACGAGGCCUGAUUCGGUUGGGAGGCAUGGCGAGAGUUUCCAACAAAGAGAAAACGAGACUCCAAAACGAAGCUUCAGAGAGACUGCCGAGAGCUAUGUGUUGGAAAGUCACCGCGCUCAGCGGCGGCAACAUGUUGGCAGUGAGGGCGAGGCGGCGGUGGGGAACAGUGCCGGUGGUGAAAUUGAUGACCCGAGAUCGCCCUUUGCACUGUUCAAAUUUCAGUUUCACCAUGUCACGGCAGAUUAUGGUGAAACACAGGAGGAUGACCUUUCACCACGACAUUCCGUCAGCCCUAUGGAUUUCGCCGACCUGCAUCAAUAUUCUCAUCACCCAUCCGCCUCUUCGCCGCCCUCACCACCUUCUCAAUCAGUCAGUCCGGCCGCCACUUUGCAUUACAAAGGUACUUCCUUUGAUGUGGUCAAUCCCCAUGCUUCGCUUUUACUUGGCAAUCACAAAUUCGAAACACCAGCCGAAAUUGACGGCAUCUACAACGAUUACUUUGACAUCGACGAUUCGGUCAGUGACGACGAGAAUAGCGACGGCGACGGCGACGACAACAUGGCCAUCGACGGGACCAUCAGUGCCAAAGUCUCCCAGACUUCGUUGCGUAGCCACGGCGAUAGUCCAAGAACUCGCGUUCUAUAUGACGAUGCCGAAGCCGCAAGACGAGAGAUCCUGGGAGCAGCACCACUCAGGCCGCGGCACGAUGGGAACGAUGAGCGUCAUAGUCCAUUGAGAUUCAAACACAUCUCACAUCUCCAGCCUCGCUUCUCUCAGAAGAGCGAGCCAUUCGACUUACAUGUCAGCGACGACGGCGAAGAUUACAAUGGUCACGGCAACGGUCGAAUCGAUCACAUUAUGCAAAGCGCUGUUGAACAAUUCAAUCACAGCCAGGAAAGGCCUAUCGUUGGGUCUACCUCGCCAUUGGUCGUCAAGAGAGCUCCGUCAUCAUAUCUGGAAGAAGAGACAGAUACGACGAUGCGAGAGAUCAUCGACGGCUAUGACUACACUAGAAGCAUUCGUCGCGACUCAUCAGCGGAGCCGAAAAGUGCAAGCGAGCCAAUUUUGUCAAGCACAAAACAUGGUCUCGAGCACACGGUACUUGAGAAGACCCACAAUCGCCGCUCGACACAGAUGGAGUCCGACAAGGAGAAUGUACAGCCACCGAAGAUCGCCAUUGAUGAUUCGCCUACGCUUCCCUCGCCACCAGCUCCAGUCUUCAACAUCACCAAUCGCCGUUAUGGGCGCCAUGUGGAGCCGACAGACUUGCCGACCAGCGAACAGACGUAUGGUGAAACCAAUCAACUCCUACUCAUCACUCCCAGCGAUAGACAAAUCUUGCAAUCAGCCCAACGUACCAGCUCGCAGAGGUCUUUUGUCUCCCCGCCUGCAGAACAUCCCUUUACCUAUUCGGACUUUGAUCGGCCAGUGAGCUUCCUGGGAGCACUACCAACCUGGAACACACCAGAGCUACCUCGAGGCCUUCGUAGCUACGAAUCGUCGCGAACACGCCAUGAGUAUGGUGGAAAGAGUUGGAGUGGUUAUCCAACGGACACUGACAGCGCAUGGGAGACUCAAAUCUCCGACAGCGAACCAGAUCUGACAAUGUUGCGAAGGUUUAGUGACGACAGUUACGCAAAUACCAGCAUGACGGGAAGUAAUAUCCAGCUUCUAUAUCAGCUCCCUUCCUUCGCAACACUACCGUAUCAGGGUGAAGAUGAUGAGAAGGAGAACUUCGAACCGAAGAACUUGGGAUCUCCCGCAGGAAGCAUUACGCCCCAGUCUAUGCAAAAGCCUCUCCUUGGUGACCACGAUACCCAAAGGGCUAUUGGAUUCCUACAAAGUCAGCUGUGUGCUACCGUCGACAUUACUCCGGCAGCAAAAGAGCAACGUCGAAUCGAGGCGAGGGAGUUGGAGAUCAUUCGUCUUCGCAAUCCUCUCGCUGUAAGAAAAGCUACCGAACACGUCUUCAAUCGGUAUUCUGCAUCAGAUUUGCAUUCCAUGAGUGCGAAGCUUCAAGCCGGCAAUCCACCAAAGACUCCCCAUCGGCCGAGGGACAGUCUCCGCAAGAUUAUCACAAUGAGUCCCACAUCUGAGCGAAAGCAUCUGCUGCACUCACCGAUGGGCAGUCCCAAACCAGACAGUCCAGGUCCAAACGGAGCACUCGCAUUCAGUGACAGCGCCAAUACAUUCAAGACCAUUCGAUAUGGCUCACCAUCACCAGGGCCUGCAGACAUGCCUGUUGGAUCCUGGUCACCGAUGCAGGAGGCCGUCGAUUGGCCUCUCCCUCCAAACGACCCGCGUCGAUCUCGGGCCUCGCUUCCAGGUUUCCAGUCACGUCUCGGCGUAAAUGCUUCCCACGCCACACCAGCACAACGACCCUCCCUCCGCUCCGCCAUGAACAGCCAAACCGAACUCCGCCAACUCCGCCUCUCAAGUCUCCCCAAGCCCGCUCAACCCGGCGGCCGCGCCCUGACCGCCGACGAACUGAUCCGCCAACAAUCCUCCUGGACCGACCGACCUCGCGUCGCCACCCCCAACGGCCUCGAACGAGCCGCAGCCAUGAGCCCACCCAUCCACGACCCCGUCGCACGUACCUGGCGGCCCCGCAUCGGCUAUCUCAUCAACAGCCGCAACCGCGCCCUCAUCCGCGACGCAUGGGACGGCCACGACGAAGGCGCGCAAGCCGCACAGGCCCUCUCACGCCGGUACAUGCUUCUGACCGCGGUAUGUCCUUUCACCGCACUGGCGUUCGCCUGGGGCCAUUUCGACCCGCUCAUGGCGAAGAAGACGCAGUAUCGCUUCGUGGAGAUGGCUCCGGAGCACAAACGCGAGGCGCUGGUCAUGUUUCUUCCGGUCGGAGUCGUGGCGUGGACGUUCUGUUUCGUGUUGAUCGGGGUGUUGAUCUGGGUCGCUACGCUGCAUGCGUAG
Dissoconium aciculare CBS 342.82 is the source of this 3669-nucleotide messenger RNA. RefSeq lists its product as uncharacterized. Lineage: Eukaryota; Fungi; Ascomycota; Dothideomycetes; Mycosphaerellales; Dissoconiaceae. The record is from RefSeq and is a predicted model, not a curated record. The transcript is spliced from 2 exons. Bases 1 to 3669 code for a protein of 1222 amino acids.